Messenger RNA from Meyerozyma guilliermondii ATCC 6260, 1275 nucleotides. RefSeq lists its product as uncharacterized. The record is from RefSeq and is a predicted model, not a curated record. The transcript has a single exon. Lineage: Eukaryota; Fungi; Ascomycota; Pichiomycetes; Serinales; Debaryomycetaceae. Bases 1 to 1275 code for a protein of 424 amino acids.
AUGGAUGAAGUCAUAAAUGUGAAUGAAGCCAUUUCCAUGCUUGGCGCCAAAGUGAUGAAUUUUGGAUCUGCUAGUUCAUCGUUUUCUGGAUUUCCUAAAAAUCUACGCUCUUUGUUCUCCAAGAAUGUAAGAGCUGAUCCGUCUUAUAAUGGUAUUAUCCUUCACGAUUUGACCGCUUUUACUCAAAUGACUUCCCUCACGAUUUUUCCGUAUUCAGGUAUUAUCGACACUUUGAAAUUACCGCCCAAGUUGCUCAAACUUUCGAUUACGUGUGUUAAGUUUCAAGACUUGGAAAGAAUCAGUUUUCCGCCUCGAAUAGUUGACCUCAAGUUAACACAUUGUCAUAUCACUCUGACUAUCGGCUGGCUAGAACCAGUCCGAUUGAAGCGACUCUCACUUGCCCACAAUAAUUUUCGACCUUUUAAAGCUUUUCUUCCUUGCUGUGAAUACUUGAGCUUGGACGACAAUCCUUUAGCGGAACUUGAGAUCGAAGCUCCCGUUAUUAAGCAUAUCAGUUUGUGCGAUACUUUAUUGGCGUCAAUACCGAAACUUCCAGAUAGUCUUCAAGUACUUAUUAUCAGUGGCUAUGACCUAGCACUCACCCAUAUGUCUGAUUUGCCUCCUAGUUUAAAGGUUUUAGACCUCGCGGAUUCUACAGAUGUAGUUCUUGAAGACUACACUUUCCCUCCAUCAAUACAAGAACUCAACCUCGGCCAAAUAGGCUUUUUAAAAAUGAGUGGAGUCAAAUUUGCCAAAGGAUCAAGAUUAAAAGAGUUGAUAUUGGGCGAUUCUGAUUUAUCCACAAUGGACUUCUCUAAAUUAACUACUCUCAACGACAGAAUGAUUGAGCUCCCCUCAGGCUUGAAGGCACUAAAGUUGCAAGGCAUGAACUUGGAAAACAUAGAUGGUUUCACCAUUCCGCAAUCAGUUACAUUUCUAGACUUGAGAGAAAACAAUUUGGAAUCAUUUGAAGUUAAGUCUCAUAUUGAGACACUCUAUCUCAAUGAAAAUCCAAUAAAAUCAAAUUUUACGGUACAUGAGGAUCUGGAGCUAAGAGUUUUUGAUCUUACAGGUAUUGGAAUAACAAUGUUUUCAUUUCAAAUGGUUAAAGCUCCAAAACUCGCCCAACUACGUCUAGGUGCUGAGCUCGAAAAGAUCGAUCUUUCGAAUAUGCCAGUCGAUUUUCAAGUUCUAGAGCAUUAUGAUGGUGGAUCCUGUACAUUGAUACAACCCAAAACGGGGCCCGAAUCAUAUAUCUACAGCAGUUUGCUAUGA